AUGUGCCGUCUUCGCGACCCAGCGAAAUAUAUAUUGAAAGCAAAACAUGGGUGGGCAGGUCACAUUAUGAGAAGAAUCGACGAUAGAUGGACUAAAAGAACGGUGGAGUGGAUCCCAAAAGAUGCUAAACGCCCUCGAGGGAGACGAGAUGGUUAUGUGUUCGCUACACGGGUGGACCAGCUGAGAGCUCAGCUGGAUACGGCUCAAGGACCUCGUCAACGUCACUCACGAAACUUGAGAACAUCUUGGAUGACAAUGGCGAGGGAAUGA
Molecule: messenger RNA, 270 nt
Organism: Necator americanus (New World hookworm)
Lineage: Eukaryota; Metazoa; Nematoda; Chromadorea; Rhabditida; Ancylostomatidae
Exons: 1
Coding region: 1-270 (89 amino acids)
Source: RefSeq, a predicted model, not a curated record